UUAGGCUGCUGUCAGUGAGUGGGAUUAAGGUCAGCAAUCGAGAAUUCUACUUUUUCAGACCAUGUUGGUUCACUAUUUCCCAACAGUGGUGCACUUCCUGUAUGCGUUGAUUUAGCCCGGAAAUAUCGUCUCCUCCGCGUAAUCCACCUGUGGAUCAGUUCAGUCGCAAACUUAUGCUAGUACGAUGCAAAGCGUUUAAUAGUUUUUAGCGGCACAUUACUUCGUCGAGUAGGUUAUGGCUAGUUUGAGGGAAGUCGGACUUGUGGGCGCCGCUGUGGCUGUCACUGGUGGACUGGUGUAUAUCGUGUGGAAUUUGUUGUAUGCUUCAGGAAAAAAGAAGCCCGAUAAAAAAGACGAAUCCCCACCGAAGCUAGAGAAAAUACAAGCAGUAAAGGCAGAUGAAACCUCGCAGGCACCAGUACAAGCACCAGUAGUGUUAGAGACACAGCCAGCCAAGCCAAAGGGUACUUGGGUACUCGUGGUUGGACUGGAGGGAGCUGGGAAGACGAGUGUGCUUCACUGCUUUGCCACCGGGUCUUUGGAACAGGAUGUCACCCCAACAGAGGGCUUCAAUGCCGUCUCUAUCAACAAAGAAGACCUUCAGAUCGAAUUUCUCGAGAUCGGGGGCACUGAGAACCUGCGAGCCUACUGGCAGAAGUAUCUGUCCAAGGCACUGGUGCUACUUUAUGUGGUGGACUCGACUGACAAGGCCCGCUUUCCCAUCGCUAAGAAGCACUUGCAUGAGCUGCUGUCCUCAGACUCCCAUCUGCCCUUAGUGGUGCUGGCCAACAAACAGGAUUUGGCUGGCGCCUGCGGUAUCACUGACCUCCAUGAAGCCCUGGAUCUUGGUCUAGUUGGUGAAGAGCGAAAACUCUUCCUCAUCGGCACGUCCGUGAGGAAGGGUGAGCGGCUGAACUCGGGCGUUGAGGACGCUCGAAAUUUGGUCAUUCAGAUGGUGGCACCUGACUGCUAGACUUGGCAGUCAUGUAAGUAGCACAUGUGCCUACAGUUAACAGAGUGUUAAACUACAGGUGUGCUGGCUAACCGCUAAAUAAUGGUGGUGGCACACCAGCAUGACACAUUAAAGAAUUUUGUUUAGUCACUUAAAUUAUGUUUGGAGUUGUAGAGGUGCUCUGCACAAUAGCACAACAGGUUGCUAUAGAAAAACGACUCCGUUUGAGUUGACUGUUGCCUAGUUAGAGGAUGACCAAAAUGGUUUAUGUUUAAGCAUUAUGCGAGUCAUAUCAUAAACAGCAAUACCUUAUGGUCCACUUGGUCAGUCUCUUUUUUUAUUUUUACAGUAUCCUCAUCCAAACGAGAGAAUAUGUGUUACUUUGUUUGUUUUCCUGAAUGUAAACAGUGGCUUAAAGGAAAGUGGUAUCACAUGCUUCUGUCUCAUAGUGAGGUUGCAGAGGUUUCCAAGUGAAAGCAGUUUGUCCAAAAAUGAUUUCAUUUUCUAAGGGCCUUCUCUUACUGUGGACAUUUCUUUUUCAAGCUUUGAUAUUGAUUACUGUAUUCACUUUUGGAAUGUGGAAUAAUAUUUGUUGGCAAUUUCGCCAUGCA
This is a messenger RNA of Alosa alosa (allis shad), 1563 nucleotides long. RefSeq names its product ADP-ribosylation factor-like 9 (gene arl9). Lineage: Eukaryota; Metazoa; Chordata; Actinopteri; Clupeiformes; Clupeidae. Gene Ontology annotation, molecular function: GTP binding; GTPase activity. The transcript has 4 exons. The coding region runs from base 236 to 973 and encodes 245 amino acids. The record is from RefSeq and is a predicted model, not a curated record.